UUGCCACCUGUCAGUGUCCAUCAGUGCCAGCUGUCAGUGCUGAACAGUGCCAGUGCCCAUCAGUGCCACAUUAAUGCCACGUAUCAGUGCCUACCAGUACAUAUCAAUGCCACAUAACAGUGCCCAUCUGAGCUGCCUUUCAGUGUCACCCAUCAGUGCCAGUCAGUGCCACUUAUCAAUGCCAAUCAGUGCCACCUAUCAGUGCCAUGCCAGUCAGUGCCGCCUAUCAGUGCCAGUCAGUGCCGCCUAUCAGUGCCCAUCACUGCAGCCUCAUUAGCGCACAUCAGUGAAGGAGAAAAAUCACUUAUUUACAAAAUUUUAUAA
This is a messenger RNA of Staurois parvus, 324 nucleotides long. NCBI's taxonomy places the organism in Eukaryota, Metazoa, Chordata, Amphibia, Anura, Ranidae. The record is from the annotation of a GenBank genome assembly.